Molecule: messenger RNA, 2958 nt
Organism: Penicillium crustosum
Lineage: Eukaryota; Fungi; Ascomycota; Eurotiomycetes; Eurotiales; Aspergillaceae
Product: alpha/beta hydrolase
Exons: 5
Coding region: 1-2958 (985 amino acids)
Source: RefSeq, a predicted model, not a curated record
AUGGUCAACCCCUCAAUUGUCAUUGUGCCAGGUGCAUGGCACCGACCUGCACACUUCCAGGGCCUCAUUGAUGAGCUCGCAAAGGUCAACUAUGAUGCAGAGGGCGUAACCAUGCCUUCAGUGGACUCCAGCCCGCCACUGUCUACCUGGGAGCAAGACGCGGAAGCUGUGCGAAAAGUGAUUAUGAACAAACUGGAUGCCGGGAAGGAUGUCGUCGUCCUCGCACAUUCAUUUGGCGGAAUCGCCAUGUCAGAGGCAGCCAAGGGUCUCGGAAAGAAGGACCGAGAUGCACAGGGAUUGAAAGGCGGGAUUAUAAAGCUGGUCUAUAUGUGCGCGAUGGCAUUACCGGAAGGCCAGAGCCAUGUCGGCCAGUUGGUCCCGCAGACGCCCGAGGAAGAAGAGAUCGAGCGUCAGCGCAAGGAGUUGGAGGAAAAGUUUGGGGGACUAGAUGUGUCAGCGGACGGAGCAACCAGCCUGCCAAAGGACCGCGUCCACCUCAUCUUUUAUAACCGAUGUGACCAGAAAGAUAUCGAUAGGGCUGUGGAGCUGCUGGGCACAUUCCCCGUGGGCCCGUUGACCGUUCCUGUUACAUACACCGCGUAUCGUGAGAUCCCCAGCACAUACAUUGUCUGCAAAAACGACCAGGCAUUGCGGGAACCGUUUCAACGAAGAAUGAUUGCGCAAGGCCAAGACUUCUUUGAGGUGGAGGAAUGUGAUGAGGGCCAUUCCCCAUUCAUGAGUAAUCCAGGCUUCAUCGUCGAUUGCGUUCGGAGGGCAGCCGGAGAGAAGUCGGAUCCAGACGGAAUCCCCGAUGCGAUCUGCGCAAAUUGCAGACGUCUAAAACGCGAAUGUACAUUCGAGUUCGCUAUAGCCCAAUCCAACCCUUUCUCUCGCAAACGCCAGAGGCGCGACUACGGGGAACCUAGUUUAUCAACAGCGCAGAAUGAAUAUAACGACUUUGAUACAACAACCGAGGCAGCCGCUGUAAGCCCGGGAAAUCGAUUUGAUGCCACAUCCAUCGCUGAGCAAGAUGUUCUGGCUGCUUGGCUGAAUCUUGACUAUGAUGAGAUUGUCGCGGAUAGUGCCAACUCGUUUCCAACCAACCUCGAGCCUUCUAAUUCAUUCACUGCGCUUCGUUCUGAGGACAAAGCGCCAGAAGAGAGCCAGAGUGACAGUCAACUCACAGUUAUUACGCCCCAACUGACACACUUUCGCGGAGGACAAAACCUCGAAUCAAAUAGUCACCGACCAACGGUUGGCCUUUCAUUUGACAGUCCCAUCUACCUGCUAAAUUCUGGAAUAGACGCGAAGAUCUUUGGUGAUCGUCUUGCCCGGAUUUAUGAAGCAAUUGCAACAGCCAGUGCGUCGAGGUUUUUGGACUAUGACUGCAAUCUUUAUGCGACUAAGAGUCGCUACCGAUUGGGAGAAAGUGACUCAGGGAGCUCAAAUGGAUCGGCACCUACCAGCUCGGCCAUGGAUCCAAUCACUAUUUCGCCCCGGUUCGCUCUUCCGGUAUCAUCACAAGCAAUGCCUUAUGAGAUUUCCUUAUUAGGGAGCGUUCGGUUCCUUGAUCAUUUGGGCGACCUAUAUGGUAAUCGAUUGAACUCGGCUGCGCGGAAGAAAUCAGAUGAAACCUUCAAAGCUGUUCUUCGCGCAUUUUCAAUGCAAUGGCUGCCGAGCUCACCUUCCCCUUCCUUUGCAACAUGCUCGGCCUCCGGUCACUUUCAACGUAAUUCAAAGUCUGGAGAGGCAGGAGAUGACUCUCCCUUGAAUGCCUUCAUUGAUGCUUGGGUACGGGCAAGAUCACUUCUCAACGAUGCGCACGAUGUUCGGUCAUUUCGAGUUGUAUUGGCAACACUCAUGUUUGUUGGUAUUGUCACGCCGACUAAAAUAAUCGAAAGAGAGGACCCCGUCCCAAACCACUUUCUUGACACCGCUUUGCAAAAGCUAUCCUACUUGGAUGGUUUAGUCACGCAAUACUGUGCGAACCUGGGACCAUCAUCUACGUAUGGUGCCCUUGCUGAAGCAACUUUGAGCAUUGUCCGGUGGACUGCAUAUAUCCGCGACACCGGCGCAGCCUUGGCUAUGGAUCGGCAAUGCAAACUUCCAGACCUGUGGGGUACUACGACAGUUCUUUCAGAUAAAGAGGCCGUGGCAGCAUUGGCAGUCUCUCAAAGUAUCCUAGAGUUGGAUAUCAAUGUUCAACCCAUCUGCCGAAAAGCCAGUGCGGAAACAUUUAUUGUCUGGAGGCAGAUUAUAAAUAUCAAAACCGUUGCUAACCAGGCGUAUGGAACUAUCAAUGAACAGUCCUCGCCAACAAUCCAAGCAUUAAAUUUGGGCGUAGCGGCUGUUCGUGACUUCAGCCACUCAUUCCAACCUUUCAUCCUUCACUGCAUCAGAAAUUUCCAUUGUCUGUCCACCUGUCCUAGGAUAUCCCUAGUUUCCCUCGUGAUGUUCUGGAACCUUGGCAUUUUUCUUCUCGUUGAAGUCUUCAAAAAGGUGAUCAAAGACCUCGACCCUUCUGUCGAACAAGACGUAGGCCCAUCCGUCCGGGAAUACCAACGCGACGCAGCCUCGUGCGUGUCACAGGCAGUUGAAUGUGUGCUCAAUUUACCCGCCGAAGAGGCCUUCAACCUCCAAAAUGGACUAGGCGCUGAAGUCCCACUUACCGCUUAUCAUGUCACUCCCAGUUUGACUGUCACGGCCCUUCAAAAGGCCAUUGAGAGUGUGAUAGACCUGCAGCUUCGUUCUAGUUCCGAUGAUGCUUCAUCAGAUGACGCGCAAUUUUUGAUACCAGACGGGGUCUGGGAUCGACAACUCGACAUUCUCUUGAAGGGACUCAUGUCGCUUGAUGUUACUAUUGGCGGGUCGCAGACUGUUAGUGUGGCCCUCGGAGGAUUAAUGCACAAACAUGGGGACAUACUAUCUGAGUGCUGGACUUCAGGGUUUGACUCAUGA